Messenger RNA from Alternaria postmessia, 1002 nucleotides. RefSeq lists its product as uncharacterized. The record is from RefSeq and is a predicted model, not a curated record. The transcript is spliced from 2 exons. NCBI's taxonomy places the organism in Eukaryota, Fungi, Ascomycota, Dothideomycetes, Pleosporales, Pleosporaceae. The coding region runs from base 1 to 1002 and encodes 333 amino acids.
AUGGCGAACGCGGAGGAACAGUACAAGCUCUCGCAGGAGCAAAUCGACUUCUUCCUAGAAAAUGGGUGGCUGAAGUUGAGCAACUGCUUCACGAGAGAGCAAGCAGAUGGUCUACAAGAAACACUCUGGACCAGGUUGGGAAUGGAUCCUAAUGAUAUGUCGACAUGGCAUACUGAGCGAACGAAUAUGCCUUUCUUUAAUGAAUUCUCCGUAGAAGAGUUCGCGCCGAAAGCCUGGGCAGGAAUCUGCAAUCUCGUUGGCGGCAGCGAUCGCGUCGAUUCCAAUGCAUCAACGUGGAAAGACGGUUUUAUUGUGAAUCUUGGAACAAACGAGGGUCAUAACAAGGUUGUUCGGCCGCAAGAUCUUCCUGGUUGGCACGUGGACGGCGACUUCUUUGUGCAUUACCUCGAUUCGCCUGAGCAAGCGCUGUUGGUCAUUCCGUUGUGGACAGAUAUUGUCGCUGGCGGCGGUGGAACAUAUAUCUGCCCAGGAGCCAUUCCAACGGUGGCGAAGCACCUGUACGAGAAUCCUGAGGGAGUCAGCCCAAGGAUGACGCCACGAGCGCAGAAUCCAGAGUUUGUGCAAGAACAAGGGCUGAAGUGGUUCAACGAUCUUGCUGCUAGUAUGCCCGAUGAAGCUUUCGUCGAAGCUACUGGUGUAGUCGGUGACGUCUACCUUCUACAUCCGCUGAUGCUGCACUCCGCCUCCAACAACCAGCUUCGAAAGGUCCGCGUCAUUACCAACCCGCCAGUAUCGGUCAAAGAACCCUUUGUAUUUGACCGUGCGGAUGGAAAUUACAGCGCGGUGGAGCGCAAGACAUUGAAGGCGCUAGGCAAGGACAGAAUUGAAGGUUUCAAGAUCACUGGAAAGAGGCAACAGGUCAUUCCUGAGCGUGUAAGGAUCCAGGAAGAGAUGAAGAGAAAGGAAGAAGAGCGGUUGCGUAAGCUGGAGGAAAGAGCGGGAAUUGACGAAGCGAGUCAGAGGGUUGCUACUGCUGCGUGA